Messenger RNA from Camelus dromedarius (Arabian camel), 1226 nucleotides. It is a transcript of the gene DHPS, whose product is annotated as deoxyhypusine synthase. Gene Ontology annotation, cellular component: cytoplasm. The transcript has 9 exons. Gene Ontology annotation, molecular function: deoxyhypusine synthase activity. Gene Ontology annotation, biological process: peptidyl-hypusine biosynthetic process. Bases 1 to 1110 code for a protein of 369 amino acids. The record is from RefSeq and is a predicted model, not a curated record. Lineage: Eukaryota; Metazoa; Chordata; Mammalia; Artiodactyla; Camelidae.
AUGGAGGGUCCCCUAGAAAGGGAGGCGCCCGCGGCGGCGUUGGCCGCCGUGUUGAAGCACAGCUCGGCUCUGCCGUCCGAGAGCGCCCAGGUCCGGGGCUACGACUUCAACCGCGGCGUGGACUACCGCGCACUGCUGGAGGCCUUUGGCACCACUGGUUUCCAGGCUACCAACUUCGGGCGCGCGGUGCAGCAAGUCAACGCUAUGAUAGAGAAGAAACUGGAGCCGCUGUCGCAGGAUGAAGACCAGCAUGCAGACCUGACCCAGAGCUGCCGCCCACUCAGCGGCUGCACCAUUUUUCUGGGCUACACAUCGAACCUCAUCAGUUCAGGCAUCCGGGAGACCAUCCGUUACCUCGUGCAGCACAACAUGGUGGACGUCUUGGUGACCACGGCUGGGGGUGUGGAGGAGGAUCUCAUCAAGUGCCUGGCACCUACAUACCUGGGCGAGUUCAGCCUCAAGGGGAAGGAGCUACGUGAGAAUGGGAUCAACAGGAUUGGAAACCUGCUGGUGCCCAAUGACAAUUACUGCAAGUUUGAGGACUGGCUGAUGCCCAUUCUGGACCAGAUGGUGCUGGAGCAGAACACGGAGGGCGUGAAGUGGACACCUUCCAAGAUGAUCGCUCGGCUUGGCAAGGAGAUAAACAACCCAGAGUCAGUGUAUUACUGGGCCCAGAAGAACCACAUCCCUGUGUUAAGCCCAGCACUCACAGAUGGCUCGCUGGGUGACAUGAUCUUCUUCCAUUCCUAUAAGAACCCAGGCUUGGUCCUGGAUAUUGUUGAAGACCUGAGGCUCAUCAACACACAGGCCAUCUUCGCCAAGCGCUCUGGGAUGAUCAUUCUGGGCGGUGGCAUGGUCAAGCACCACAUCGCCAAUGCCAACCUCAUGCGGAACGGGGCUGACUAUGCCGUCUACAUCAACACGGCCCAGGAGUUUGAUGGCUCUGACUCCGGCGCCCGGCCAGACGAAGCUGUCUCUUGGGGCAAGAUCCGGGUGGACGCACAGCCUGUCAAGGUCUAUGCAGAUGCCUCCCUGGUCUUCCCGCUGCUUGUGGCUGAAACCUUUGCCCAGAAGGUGGAUGCCUUCACGCCUGAGAAGAACGAGGACUGAACACUGGAUGGCUUCAGCCUCGCUCCCUCCUCUAUUUAUAAGUGUGCAGACCCAGCCUCUCCCCACUCCUUGGUCAGCAGGAAGUCUAGAAUAAAGGGUUUCAGUGGUCCUUCUCA